This is a messenger RNA of Drosophila miranda, 2931 nucleotides long. Its product is annotated as putative helicase mov-10-B.2. Gene Ontology annotation, cellular component: cytosol; P granule. NCBI's taxonomy places the organism in Eukaryota, Metazoa, Arthropoda, Insecta, Diptera, Drosophilidae. Gene Ontology annotation, molecular function: 5'-3' RNA helicase activity; RNA binding. The transcript has 5 exons. Gene Ontology annotation, biological process: regulatory ncRNA-mediated post-transcriptional gene silencing. The record is from RefSeq and is a predicted model, not a curated record. The coding region runs from base 81 to 2453 and encodes 790 amino acids.
GGAACUUUUUUUUACUGAAUGCUUAUCGCGCAGUCCCUGUUUUUACUUGUGUAUUCUUGUUUUUAGUGGCAUCAACGCGCAUGCACGCAAGCGGAAUGAAUCUGCAACUUUUAGAUCGGCAGCUGUCGCAUAUAGGCACCGAGGUGGAUUUUUGGUUAAAACAAACGGUACAGCUAGCGAAAUCGGAACCAUUAAACGGAACGAAUGCCGGAGAAACUAUGCCGGGAAUCGGGAUACAGAACGGGUCAUCGGGCUUUACGCGCGACCUGCCGUACUACGAGCCCAAUGCGAAAAUGCUGCAGGCCCAGACAAACAAUUUUAUGGACGACGAUUUGACCGACAAUGACGCCAUCUUUGCGCAUUAUUUGAGCACCGAGAAGUUGGAGUUUUACAAUGCGUCCUCGGUGAUGCUGACUCUGCUUACUAUCGAGGAUGUGACUACAAUGAAGCUGUACUCGCAGCUCAUCGAGCCGGAUGUGGCGGGUCAUAAAGUACAUAUAAAUGCAUUUCGUGUCGCUCUCUCUGCUAGAGAUUCUGUAAAUGCCGAGGAAGUGGUGUCCCCGGGAAUCGAUGAGGUUGUCUUGAUACCCAAGUGCAGUUUAAUGGCCUCGCCGCUGCCAAAGGAGCUCAUAUCGGCCCUGUUUCCACAUCCGCAUGAGCAGAUGCCUUUUAAAGAUCCGAUGCGCCGCCAUGUGGCCAGUGUGGAACAGGUCUGCCGCACCAGUGUUCACUUCAAGUUCAGUAGGGGAAAACUUCCAGACGACAAUGUGUUGCAGUCGCAACGCUUUCAUGUAAUUCUCCGCUCCACGCGUAUUCCGUUUCGCUUUAUGUACCGCGCUGUCAAUAUGCUCCCGGAGAUGCCAGGUCUCCGUCGUUACCUCUUUCUCUUUCCGAAUUGGCAAAUCCAACCGCCGCCCCCGCAAGCUCCUCCAGCACAUAUUUCGCUGCUGAACGAGACCAUAGGCGACAAUGAAGAACAGUUGGAGGCGGUGCAGACGAUUGUGACUGGACCCAAUCCCAAAGCUCCAUUUAUAGUGUUCGGACCACAAGGCACUGGCAAGACCACUACCAUUGUGGAGGCCAUUCUACAGGUGCGCCUUCGACGACCGCAAAGCCGCAUCCUUGUAACAGCCGGUUCGAACUCGGCCUGCGACACGAUUGCCAUGAAACUGUGCGAGUAUAUCGAAGGAAACUUUCGGCUCAUGUUUUUAAGGGAAAAGCCGCUGAUCCGAAUCUAUUCACGCAGCAUAUUCAAGAAGGUACUGAAAUUGGUGCCGCCCUUGCUGCUGAAGAACUCCAAUUGCUCGGACCAUUUGUUCAAGCAUCUACGAGUGCGUAAUGUGAUUACGUAUACCAUCAUCGUGGCCACAUUGGUUACUGUCGGCCGCCUGGCUAACGAUGGCUUUGGUGACUUUUUCACCCACAUAUUCAUCGACGAGGCUGGAGCUUCCACCGUGCCGGAGACUAUUAUGGGCAUUGUGGGUGUUAAAAAGAACAAAGAUUGUCAUGUAAUUCUGUCCGGAGAUCACAAGCAGCUGGGAGCAGUGAUCAAAAGCAGCCGGGCUGCGUCCCUUGGCUUGAAUCAAUCUCUCAUGGAGCGACUACUGGCAUCGGAUUGCUACAAGGUAGACGAGAACGGCAACUACGAUCGCACCCUUCAGGUGCGUCUGCGUCGUAUUUAUCGGUCACAUCCCGAGAUCGUGCGUCUUUUUAACGAGCUCUACUACGGCGGAGAGCUAAUCGCAAAGGCUCCGGACGAACAGGUCAACCUUGCCGCUGAAUGGGAUGUGCUGCCCAAUGGCCAGUUCCCCAUCAUCUUCCAGGCCACACAUGGAGUCACCAAAAAGGAGGAGCACACCACCAGCUCCUUCAAUUCGCUGGAGGCAGAGGUUCUGUGCUGGCACGUCAAGCGCUUGAUAAAAAAUGGCCUCGGCCCAAAUAUAGAGGUAAAGCAGGAAGACAUCGGUGUGGUGGCUCCAUACACGUCUCAGGGCAACCUAAUCAUUCGGAAGCUUAAGCGGCAGGGCCUCGGCAAUGUGGAAGUUGGCAGCGUGGAGACCUAUCAGGGCAGAGAGAAGCUCAUCAUCAUUGCCACUCUGGUGCGUUCGUUCAGCUAUAUGGGGUUCAUGCGUAACCCGCGUCGCAUCAAUGUGCUCAUUUCGCGGCCCAAGGCGCUGCUCAUACUGAUUGGUAAUCCCGUCACUCUGCGUCAUCAUCCCGACUUCAAGUUCAUCAUUGAUGAGUGCAUCCAACAUCAAACGUAUCUCUUCAAAAAGAGAGAUUCAUUGCAUUUCGUGGUAAAACAUGUGGCUAUAAGCGAUUUGGAAGAUGGCAAAAAUGUGAACACUGCAAAUCCGAAAAAAGCCUUAGUUAAAGCCAAGCAAGUGAUCCCAGAAAUGGAUAAAAUCUCCACCGCCAUCUGUGCCAUGAUGAAUGCUUUAAAUAUAUCAUAGAGCUACGCUCUUCCCUAAUCUAAAUCGAACAAAAUCUUCUAGAUAUAAGCUAGGACUAACGGCUGCCGUACCCUGAUAAUAAUAUGUGCAAGACCCAGAGACUGCCUAGAACAUUCCUAAAGUACGCAUCUGUUUGUAACCAUUUACUUUAAUUUUUUUUUAAAUUUUAUUUGUAUUAUUUUUCUAUCUGUAACAGUGGGCUGCUCUUGCUCUUGCGGUCUUUAAGAGCUGUAAUAAGCGCUUCAUUUAUUUCACUGUAAACGAAAGGAAAAGAAUAGGUAUUAUUUGAGAAAUUCCUCGGACCGGAUGAGUAGUUCCCAUGAAUGGAUAUCGUUUGGUACGCUCAACCGGAUUGAUAGUCAGAUGUGUCAGAAUGUGUAAGCAUUAUCAUUUAGAGUAUAUAUAUUUAAGCAGUGUCUCUAUAUAAUUAGUAAUCAGAUUAUAAAGAAUACAAUACAAUGGAGUUGCUGCGUUAGUU